AUGAGGGCCCUUAUUAUCGGCGCUGGAUUGGGUGGUCUGGCUUGUGCGAUUGCUUGUCGUCAGCAGGGUAUUGAUGUGAUCAUCCUCGAGCGGUCGCCUGAGGUCCGAGAGCUUCUCGAAGUGGGAAGUCAAGUCCAACAUGUGGACUUCCGAAGAUACAAGGAUGGCCGUCUUUUGCGAUCCAUGCCGUUUGGUGAUGAUAUUACGCAAGAGUUUGGAGCUCCGUGGAUACUUAUUCACCGAGUUGACUACCAUCGAAUUCUUCUUGACGAAGCAAUUCAUCUCGGGGCUGUCCUCGUAUUGGGAGCUGAGGUAGAGAUUGUUUCAGUGGAGCCGCCAGAAGUCAUUCUCGCAGACGGAACAAAACUGUCUGCAGAUAUUUUGAUUGGUGCCGAUGGCCAAUGGUCUACGGUUAGAAACGCCGUUCUUAGAACGCCCAUAUCCCCAGUUGAGACUGGCGAUUUGGCCUAUCGAGCAACUUUCACACGAGAGCAGCUAGAAUCUUUGGGUGAUGACAAGGUGAAUGAACUCAUUCAGAAGGUUGCCGUGACGAGCUGGCUGGGUCCCGAAAAACACACUAUCUUUUACCCUGUUCGUGGUGGGCAGGAGUUUAACCUCGUCCUGUUAAGACCAGAUAACCUGGCCGCAGAAACUCGCAGAGUUGAAGGAGAUGUCGAAGAGAUGCAACAAAGUUACGCGGACUGGGAUGAGACAUUGCUGAAGCUGAUAUCCUGUGUGCCAACGGUAUACAAGUGGAAGUUAACAAGUCUUCCCGAGCUUGAAACAUGGACCAAGGGCGCGGUUGCUCUUCUCGGCGAUGCCUGUCAUCCCACUCUUCCCUAUCAAGCCCAGGGAGCAGCCAUGGCAGUUGAAGAUGGUGCAGUUAUCGGAAAGCUCCUUGGCUCCUUACAGAAUCAGAACUCGGGCAAUGACUCCUCCUUAGUAGCUUCUGUCCUAAACCUCUACGAACAGAUUCGCAAGGCGCAAACAACACGAAACGUUCGCGGAGCUGUCAUGAAUCGAAAGCUAUUCCAUAUCGAUGAUGGAAUCCUACAAAUUAUCAGAGAUUUCGCUCUAGGAUACGCAGGUGUUACACGCAAGAGCGACUGGACUUGGUAUUCGUCCUUCAGACAGCGACAAACCCUUGGAGUAGAUGUCUUAGAUAACUGUGAAAAGGCCUUUGAGGCUUGGGAGGUAUCUUUCAUGCAACAAAAGAAGACACAAUAG
This is a messenger RNA of Penicillium atrosanguineum, 1227 nucleotides long. Its product is annotated as putative salicylate hydroxylase. NCBI's taxonomy places the organism in Eukaryota, Fungi, Ascomycota, Eurotiomycetes, Eurotiales, Aspergillaceae. Gene Ontology annotation, molecular function: monooxygenase activity; FAD binding. The transcript is spliced from 6 exons. Bases 1 to 1227 code for a protein of 408 amino acids. Gene Ontology annotation, biological process: secondary metabolite biosynthetic process. The record is from RefSeq and is a predicted model, not a curated record.